Molecule: messenger RNA, 756 nt
Organism: Pararge aegeria (speckled wood butterfly)
Lineage: Eukaryota; Metazoa; Arthropoda; Insecta; Lepidoptera; Nymphalidae
Gene: Osi19
Exons: 3
Coding region: 1-756 (251 amino acids)
Source: RefSeq, a predicted model, not a curated record
AUGGCAUCAAUUAAAGUGGUGUGUUUAGUUUUCUUAUUUGGGAGUGCGAUAGCCCAGCCCUCCAAAGCAGGCUUCUGGAAGGACACACCCUUGGAUAGCAUGGUCGAGGAAAUGAGAUCAGGUUGCGUUGAGGGCUCGGAUCCAACCGCCUGCAUCAAAUACAAGGUCAUGUCAUUACUGGACAGCAUCUUCAAAAAGGACACUUUCCAGAUUUCCGAUGCAGUGGAAGUGACGAAGAAUGGCGCCAGCACCGAAGCGACUGGCCGUUCUUCUGGCGAUUUCAUGGACAGUAUCGAGAACUACAUACAGUCUCACGACGUAACUUUUGCAAUGCCUAUUGCUGAUACGAAAAUCACUGUUAGCCCAAGGAACCUGGACAAUGAUGAGCUUAGCUUGAACAUCAAGUUUAACAAGGAAGGAGCUCGCUCUGUUGGGGAAGCACGUAAAGCUAAGCUAAAGAAGAUCAUUGUACCAAUCCUGGUGUUCGUUCUCCUGAAGGCCAUGACUCUUAUCCCCUUGGCUAUUGGUGUCCUUGGAUUGAAGGCCUGGAACGCCCUGCAGCUGUCUUUCUUCUCUUUCGUCGUCUCCGUAGCUUUGGCUAUCUUCCAGUUGUGCAAGAAGAUUGCCGCGGACAACUCCCAUCCGCAGAUCUCCGCGCAUGGACCCUGGGAUGCUGCCUACGCCGCGACCCGCCAUAGGAGAGAAGCUGAGCCCCAGGACUUGGCCCAAGAACUCGCAUACAACGCCUACCAUUAA